Messenger RNA from Microdochium trichocladiopsis, 912 nucleotides. RefSeq names its product GNAT domain-containing protein. Bases 1 to 912 code for a protein of 303 amino acids. The transcript has a single exon. The record is from RefSeq and is a predicted model, not a curated record. Gene Ontology annotation, molecular function: acyltransferase activity, transferring groups other than amino-acyl groups. NCBI's taxonomy places the organism in Eukaryota, Fungi, Ascomycota, Sordariomycetes, Xylariales, Microdochiaceae.
AUGGCAACCCCCGCCACCACCAUCACGAGCAGCAACAACAACAACACUCUCAUCACCACCCCGCGCCUGCACCUCAUCCCCCCGGACCCGGACUCGGCCGCCCACGCCGACUUCAUCGUGCACCUGUACAACACGCCCGAGUUCAUCGCCUCGAUCGGCGGGAAGCCGACGAGCAUCACCACGCGCGACGCCGCGCGGGCGUACAUCCGCAACCGCUUCGUCGCGGAGCACGCGCGCAACGGGUACGGGACGUACCUGGUCGUCCUCCGCCUCCCUGUCCCGAGGCCCGGCGAGUCCAUCGGCAAUCAUCCUGGCCCUGACAUCGGCACCAGCACCGGCACCAACACCACUGGCGGUGGGAGUGAAGCAGAAGCAGCAGCAAACGCAGUGGGAGGAGGAGAAGAUAAUGCGUUGUCGCCAGGAGCAGCGGAAGCAGGAAAGAUAGUCGGCACGGUCUCCCUGUCCCGCGGGCCUCCCGGGUCCGGCUACGCCGCGCCGGAUCUGGGGUUCGCCGUGCUCCCCGAGUUCUGCCGGCAGGGCAUCGCGACGGAGGCGUCCCGGGGUUUACUUGCCUGGUGGUCCUCGUCGUCGUCAUCGCGGGGAUCAGCGGUGCAGCGGCAGGAGGGGGACAAGGGAGGUGCCAACUCCAAGGGCGGCGGCGGGGAGGUCGUGCUGGGACUUCAUGACCCGGGCAAUCUUGCGAGUGCGGCUGUUCUCAAGGGUCUGGGGUUUGAGAAAAAGGGGCUGAGGAGGUUGAGUUUCUUUGGGGGUGUGGUUGGGAUGGUGUGGACUAUGAGGGUGGGCGGCGGUGGUGGUAGUGAUGGGACGGUGAGCGAGGAUGAGGUCAGGGCGCUGGGGCUGCCUGGUGAGGAGGAGGUGGUGGCGCAGGAGGGUGCUGGUGCGGUGGUGUGA